Molecule: messenger RNA, 3762 nt
Organism: Lethenteron reissneri (Far Eastern brook lamprey)
Lineage: Eukaryota; Metazoa; Chordata; Hyperoartia; Petromyzontiformes; Petromyzontidae
Product: NXPE family member 3-like
Source: RefSeq, a predicted model, not a curated record
UAUAGAGUCGUCCUCUUGGGUGACUUUAUUGCCCGAGUGGGUCAUGAUGCAGUCACCUGGUCUGGAAUGAUUGGAAGGCAUGGUCCAGAUCGGCUCAAUAACAAUGGUGGAGAGAUGAAAGAAGGCCGGGUGAAACGGACUCGUACUCUGGGAGCCAUCUUCACCAUUAUCUUCGCCAUCAUCCUCCUCUCGAACCUGCUGCCGUCGAGUUUCUGGGCUGAGUGGGCCCCCCGAUUCCCGUUCACGACCCCCCACAUGUCCCUGAGGGUCACGAGCGCCCGCCACUGCUCCAUGCGCAUCGUACCCCCCCCACAGUCCCCCCCCUCCUCCUCCCCCUCCCCCCCCUCCUAUCGAGUGGGCGAUCUACUCACCGUGUCCAUCGUGGCACGGGACUACAACGGCAGCGCCAAGCUGCGCGGCGGGGACUACUUCCGCGCGAGGAUCCACUCGGCGCAGGAGGUAUACGGACACGGCGGGCUCGCCGGGUUGGUGGGGCUGGCGGGGCUGGCCAGCCUGGCGGGGUUUGAGCCGGACGGCGCAGGGGUGACGAGCGCCACGGGCGCGGUGCGGGACCACGCGGACGGGACCUACUCGGCCACGUUCCGCCUGCUGUGGCCGGGUGCCACGGCCGUCUCCAUCUCGCUGGUCCACUCGCGGGAGGCCGUCGCACUGCUCGCCCGCCUGCGUGACGAGGCGCCCGACAAGGUUUUCUUCUACGGCUACUUUGAGGGCGGGGGGCGCACGGAGCGCACCGAGUGCAACGCCGUGAGGCCGGGGCGUGUGCGCGGCGUCCACGCGGAGGAAGAGCCGGAGGUGUGCGAGUUCCGCGACGCGGGGGAGCGGUGGUUCUGCGUGAGGCCCCCCACUCUGCCCUGCUCCGCCUGGAGCUACCACUCCAUGGGGGGCUACCGCACCGUCACCACCAGGGCGGAGGACGCGCUGCUGCAUAGAUCUGUGACCGAUGUACCGAUUGGUGGUGGUGACCUCACCAUCAUGGUGCAGCCCUCGGAGGUGAACCUCACGGCACACCUGCCCCCGUGCCGCCCGGUGCUGCCCCCCACCGCGGUGGUGCCGAGCGGCUUCUACGUGGGGGGAGAGUGGCACUCGUUGGUGUGCGCCGCUCGGCGCUUCCGCCAGCCGGGCGCCGUGGCAAGCUGCCUCCGGGGCCGCCGAGUCUUCAUGUACGGGGACUCGACGCUGCGCCAGUGGUGGCAGCUGCUCACCGACACUGCGCCCUCGCUGAAGGUGGAGGCCAACAAGGCUCCCCUGCAGCUGGGGCCGCUGAUCGCCCGGGACUCCGAGACCGGAGCCGUGGUUCUGUGCCGCUCCCACGGCCUGCCCCUGCGCUCCAAGCGGGGACCCGUCUCCUCCAUCCACUACAUCGCCAACGAGCUCGACAGCCUGCCCGGCGUGCCCGGCACGGUGGUGGUGCUCUCGGUGUGCGCCCACUUCACGUCGUUCCCCGCGGCGCUCUACGCGGGCCGCGUCGACCGCAUCGGCGCGGCGCUGCGCCGCCUGCUGCGCCGCGCCCCGCGCACCCUGGUGCUCGUCAAGAGCGCCAACACCGGCUACCGCUCGGCGCACGGCUCCGAGUGGCUGGCGCGCGGCCUGGACGCGCUCAUGCGGCGAGCCCUGCGCAGGCACCUGGGCGCCGGCGCGGGCGGCGUGGUCGUGGUCGACGCGUGGGACAUGAGCGCGGCGCACCCCUCCCCCGACAACAUCCACCCGGUGGGCGCGGUGGUGCGCGCCGAGGUGGAGCUGUUCCUCUCGUACGUGUGUCCUGACGACAAUGAGGCGUGACCUGGAGAUGAGGUGUGGCGUGGCGACGAGGGGUGAAGUGACGACUGAGUGUGGCGAGGUGUGACGUCGUGACGAGGUGUGGCGUCGUGACGAGGGGUGAAGUGACGACUGAGUGUGGCGAGGUGUGACGUCGUGACGAGGUGUGACGUCGUGACGACUGAGUGUGACGAGGUGUGACGUCGCGACGACUGAGUGUGACGAGGUGUGACGUCGCGACGAGGGGUGACGUCGUGACGACUGAGUGUGACGAGGUGUGACGUCGUGACGAGGUGUGACGUCGUGACGACUGAGUGUGACGAGGUGUGAUGUCACGACGAGGGGUGACGUGACGACUAAGUGUGACGAGGUGUGACGUCGUGACGAGGGGUGACGUGACGACUGAGUGUGACGAGGUGUGACGUCGUGACGACUGAGUGUGACGAGGUGUGACGUCGCGACGAGGGGUGACGUGACGACUAAGUGUGACGAGGUGUGACGUCGCGACGAGGGGUGACGUGACGACUGAGUGUGACGAGGUGUGACGUCGUGACGACUGAGUGUGACGAGGUGUGACGUGGCGACGAGGAUGAGGGGCGUGACGUGUGGUGGGAUGUGUGUACGAAUGCUGAACUUAUUUUGCACUGUACAUUGCCAAUGGUUGUGAUCGGGGGUGCGGAUGGGUGUGAGGUGUGAUGGUGUGAUGGGUGUGAUGUGAUAUGAUGGGUUGGGUGGUGGAUGCGAUGUGAUAUGUGUGUGGGAUGGCUGUAAUGUUAUGGGUGUGAUGUGAUUUGAGAUGCGAUGGGUGGGAGUUGUGAUGUGAUGGGUGUGAUGAUGGGAUGUGUGUGACGGUGGUGUGGAAGAUCGGAUGGGGUGUGAUGGGUGCGAGUGAGUUUGAGUGUCUUUGCAUAGGUUGCACAGUAGGGGGCACAGGUGGUGCAUCUGCCGGUAAUAUCUUGAGUCAGCCACUGACACUUGGGUCUGUCCCGUGACCUGCCAGCGGCGAGCCUCGAAGUGCACCUAGCCUGGCACAAGCGCUCUGGUGACAUUCCCGCCACUUGGUGUGCUGUGGGGGGGGGGCGGCAGCGUAGUAGCGAUCGGCGCCACUGUGCUUUGAACCGCGCGGCCCGAGUUUGAUUCCCGCUCAGGGCAGACAUCGGUGACGUAUCUCUGAACUGGUAUUAGCGACGCCUCAACCCCCCCCCCCAUCCCCCCCUAAGUCGACCUGGAGCGGUAUGUAAACAUCACUUCGGAGACAAAGGCGGCCGGGCUUGGUGUUUUCCACCCCCACGUGUGCUGUGCCGGCCUUCAGAGGUGUUCGCUAACCGCACUUGCCCCGACAGUCUGUUAAGGCUCCACGGCAUGAGGAGGAGGGAGGGGGGGGAUCCUUCUCUGUGUGUGUACUGUGUGUGUUGUGAUCUCUGCACAACACUGCCCUGCGGGGCAAAACAACACCCGGGGUCUGCCCCGUGACCUCCUCCUGCCUGCCAGCAGCAGCGGCUCUUCCACACUUCACGCGACCCCCUCAAGGGGCACCUAGCCUGGCACGAGCGCCGUUGUGACGUCACCGCCACUUAUUGGCAAACGGCGGCUGUUGUUGGGGGGGGGGUGUUAUGGGGGUUUGGGAAGGAUGGGGAUGUGGGAGCUUGUGGGGGGGGGGGGGGCUGAUCACCUGACUCGCUUUCAUCAAUCUGUGCCAGUUGGCACACACAGCGUGAUUACAGCGUGAGGGGUUUUGUGUUUUUUAACGUUAAUAGACCUUCGCGGCAAAACUCACUACAGCUCCCAGUGUAGAUUCCACAUUCCGAUUAGCCGGGGCGAGUCCAUCAGUAGGACGAGCAAUGUUUACUUCCCCCACAGUGUUACUCAAUUUAUCGACCACCCCCCCCCCUCUCCGAUGAUGAUCCGCUUGCUUCACCGCCGAGACACAGAGCGGGAACGGGGUUCCCGUGGGGUUGCGUAGCGCGUGCAGCGGCUUCUCUUUAA